Messenger RNA from Cladocopium goreaui, 717 nucleotides. NCBI's taxonomy places the organism in Eukaryota, Dinophyceae, Suessiales, Symbiodiniaceae. The record is from the annotation of a GenBank genome assembly.
AUGGCGAACAUCUUGAACCUGGAUGAAUCGUACCGAUUUCUGAGAAUGCUUGGUCUAAUUGCUGGCAAUGCCAAGAACGGAGAUGGCAGCGAGUUGGCAAGUGAACUGAACAGGAUCCUUCAAUGUGGUAUAUCUUCAAUGGCGCGCAAGACGCCGGGGGCGUCCUUUGGGACAUCACAAGUCGGCUGCCGUGUUCUGUGCUUGGAUUUGGUAACGCCCAUCCCACCAAACCUCCUGGCGCGCUGCACCGGCGGCCUGCGCGAGCUGAAUGGCUGCGUGGCUUCGCAGGACGAUCGGCCGGAGGUCUUUGAGCCUCCGUGGCAGUUGCCGGAACCUCGUGCUGGGCAGCAGGUCGAUCUGCCGCGCGUCUCAUCGCAGCUGAAACGAGCGGUGCUGGAGGCUGGAGGCAGCAUUUUGUCCCAAAGUGAGGACCAAAGAUAUCUCAGAGCCGAGUUCCUGGUAGAUGUGCCGUUGCUGGGCCAAGACGCCGACGACGUGGAGUGGUACUUCACUCCCGACGAUCUCAUCGUUCAGUUCCGCGCGGAGCGGCGCAGCGGGCGCGCGGACUUCGGCACCAACCGGCAGCGCUUGGAGGAUGACGGUAGGGGGGGGGGAGCUGGAGGAUAUCAAAACAGCAAAGUCUGGGAAGAUAUGGGAAUUUUAUGGAUUUUAGAUGAUUUUGUAGGGACUGUAUGGGGAUAUAACAGUUUUAUGUAA